CCGUAACGCCCAGCGUGGCAUCUGUGUUCUAUUGCCCCGCCUUGACGGGCACCCAAUGAUUCAUUAACACGGUCGUGUGCUCAAGGUUGGCUGGGGGUCGUGUGCUCGAGCUUGGCUGCCCCGUAAAGCCCCAAUGAUACACACAUGACACUGCCAUCCAAAUAGGAGGGACGCUGAAAGGCCUGAGUGAUAGCAGAUUUGUGUAAUGCGUGCUGCAUGAUCAGCUUUAUUUGUAAUCCAUGAGUUGGUUUGGUAAGACGCCCACCCCGAAAGAGCAAAUGCGUCAAAAUGACCGUGCAUUGAAAAAGACAGAACGGGAAUUGGAUAGAGACAGAAGAAAGGUGGAGGUUGAAGAAAAAAAGCUGGAAGCUGAGAUCCGCAAGAACGCCAAGGAGGGCAACAAGCAGGCAUGCGCCGUGCUUGCCAAGCGGCUGGUUUUGCUACGGAAGCAGAAGACUAGGAGCUACGCGGCCAGCACCCAGGUACGAGCCGCGUCGACGCAGCAGAAGACGAUGGCGGCCAACGCCAAGGUGGCCGGCGUCAUGGCCACCACCAGCCGGACCAUGGGCCAGAUGAACCGGGCCAUCAAUCCACAGCAGCUGGCCCGCACCAUGCAGCAGUUCGAGCGGGAGAGCGCCAAGAUGGGGAUGUCCGAGGAGAUGGUGGACGACGUGCUGGACGACCUGCUGAACGAGUCCGAUGGCGAGGAGAGCGAGGCCGUGGUCAGCCAGGUGCUGGACGAGCUUGAUAUCGAGUUCUCCAACAAGGUUCGCGAGGCCCCGGCGGCAGAGCGGGGAGCCCUCGGCUCCACGUCAUCCGCGCUCACAGACCAGCAGCUGGCCGACAGGCUGGCCAGGCUGGAUGCAUUGUAGUAUCCCGCACCUCUGAGCGGCGGCGGCCGUCGCUGGCGAUGGGAUGAGUGGCGCCGCCUGGCUGGUAGCGCCCCCCCCACAAGCGUCUCCCGAGCGGCGGCGGCCGUCGCUGGCGAUAGGAGAGUGGCGCCGCCUGGCCGGGAGCGCCCCCCACAAGCGUCUCCCGAGCGGCGGCGGCCGUCGCUGGCGAUAGAAGAGUGGCGCCGCCUGGGCGGGAGCGCCCCCCACAAGCGUCUCUCCUCACAGAAGUGGUCAAGUGUGCGGCACCUCGCCUCAUCUUGGUGCAUCUUACCCCCACUCACAUGGUGGCCACUUUGCUGUUGCGCCGCAAUGGUAGUCUGUGCUGGUGCCAAGAGCUUUUAUGUCGAUCCUUGAGGCGUUCACCGAUUUCACCGUGCUGCACUGCUUGGCGGGUAUGCGGUGAUCCGUGGUCGGUGAUCCCUGCGCGUUGAAGAUGCUCGCAGGUUUCUGUGGUGGCCAUUUACUUGCAUCGCCUGCCCACGGUGAACGCCGGCUUGUGAUAUCGCCACCUGUCACACUGACUAAUUUCGUGAGGUGAGGAACGAAAUGAUAGCCUCAUAUAGAUGUGUAGCCUGAUUUGCAUAAUUAGUGUGCGGCGGUAUUGCACUCAAUUGCAUGCGAAGAGCAUGACAUGAGUAAACGGGGUAACUUGUGCGAAGGGCUUUUCAGCGCGACAAAAGCGUAGGGAAUAGUAUGUGACACUAUGGACACAUUUCGAGCACUGCAUUGGAUACGAUAGAGCACAAGGAACUUUGUAUGCUGUGUGGUUACGAUCUUUGUCGGCCAUGCUUUCGUCGUUGAACACCGAAGGAUUUUAGAUCGUGUGAAUUAGUCGUGUAGUGACGGACAAACGCUGUUGUAUUUGCAAAGCCCGAUCCCGGGUAUUUCUAGUUAACAGUGACAAACAGCCAAAAUUGACUGCACAAUUAUAUGCCUAUCAAUCCAUGCUACCGCACUCAUGAGAAGCCGUUCAGAGAAUAGUCAUCCAACGCUAACCAGAUUGGGUUAGCAGAAGAGAUGUUUAAGUAUUGCUUAAGCUAAGAAAACAUGUGGCUCACCAACAGAUCCUUGACCCCUGCCCGCGGUCAUGUCUCAUGCCACCAUGGUCUCGUGUGAAUACCUCACUUCUUUCGGCUCAGGGCGCUGUAAUGCUUUAGCUCUUCAAGGGCUGCCAUAAUUUACAACCGCUGCAGUUAACUCGUUUCGCACAUGGCCCGUGCUUCAGACAAGGUUGUCCCCAAAUGUCACAGAGCACGAGGCGACCAUGGGCCGAAGAAAAGAAAUUAAGAAAGAUCAAGAUAUUAACUGAGCAGUUUGAGCCAGGCGGAAGUCAUACGAAUCAAGAAUCAGAAGGAAGUCGCGCGAAUCAGGAGGAAGUCAUACGAAUCAGUGGGAAGUCGUACGAAUCGGGAGAAAGCCAUACGAGUUAGGAGGAAGUCAUGGAAAUCAGGAAGAGGUUAUGGGAAUCAGGAAAGAUACCGAAAAAAUGGGAAAAGUGUCGCAGCAUGUGCUGCAUUGCAUGUACGCGACUGUACCAUCAACUGAACGGUUUCAGCGGGCUUAAUUCCUCCAUAGAAAAAUUGUUGCAUUCAUUUUACGGGAGCAAACCGGACAGAGUACCGUGAAAUGGCUAGGGGGGAGGAUCAAGUUGAAAAAGUGGUUAAGCACUUCCUGAAGAUGCACAAAACCUGUUUCUCACACAUUUGAUCGUCCUUUCCUCAAAGCACGUGGCUGAGGCCCUCAAUUGAAUGGGAAAUUACGUCUCCGGAAUGCGGCCUUAAAUGCUGGGACACAGUAUCAGAAACGGUGUCCGCAAUAGGGCUUCAGGAUUCCAUGACAAGGGCGAUGCCGACAAACGCCACAGCUUCUGAUAUUGAGUCGGGGUGUCUAAAAAUCACAGAUGACGUGCACGUUACACUUGAAGGACGGAGCUCAAAGCUCAAACCACCACACUCGUCGAUGAUGUCAAGUCAUGUCAUGUCAUUGGGGCUUUACGACGCACUUAGCUGCUGAGGCUAUAUGGCGUCGCCUGCCUCUCACCUUGGCAGGAAGGGCGGGCACCACGGGGAAUCGAACCCCGUAUCUCUGGUUUCCCAGACGCGCAUUGGUUAGCGCAGAUGCAUUAACCACUACACUACCGGCACCCCGUUGAUGAUGCCAAGUCGUUGCAACAAAAUGCACGGGCCUGCCACCAGCAGGCGAGGCGGUGUUACGAUUUGGUACUUUGGUACUAGGGCACCAUUUGGCACUUGGUACUCCACCAGUUGGAUGUGGUAGAACACCACAUCUCGCCGGUAGGACGCUCUUGCCGUCGUGCCGCCGCGUAGAAGCCACCCUUGCGUGAUUUGUCUAUGGCAGCCAGUUGGCAAUUGACCAAGGUAGGUCCGGCUAGCACGGGGGUGUGGGGUAUAUCGCAUGGCAUCUUAAAAGAUUUCGACAAAAGCAUCUGUUGAAUCGGAAUUGCACUGUUAGGGGUUGUGUUUAGUCGAGUCCUUGCUAAUCGGAUCCUACAGAACAUGCUAUUCUUAAGACAUGAUUGCUCCUUGCAAAGCGUUUGGUUGCUUUUUUUGUAAGACAAUCGUAUUGACAAAUCACGCGCGGUACCCGACAUUGCAUGCAAGGCCUUUUUAAACAGUAUGGUGAAACUAAAAAAAAAGACAUUGGGGACUUCAGGAGUAAGCUGGAGCUUUUCAAGGUCAUUUCGUCAUGCGUUAUUAUAGCCGCGAAAUAUGCACUUAAAUGCGACACUUAUCAGACAGGUGAAAUGCACGUUUAGAAGCAGUCGCAAGAAUGCUCUGGAAUGGAUCCAUAACACUAGUCAUCACUACACGAAACCUGAAGGCUCAUGCGGAUCAUCAUACGCAGGGAGCUUUUCAUUUUCAUUACAUUUUAGCUAGGUGUAGUUCGGAUAUCGUUUUUUGAACAUGAUUUGAAUAAAUGUGAGAUGGAUUUAA
Messenger RNA from Pollicipes pollicipes, 3847 nucleotides. RefSeq names its product Charged multivesicular body protein 2b (gene CHMP2B). Gene Ontology annotation, biological process: vacuolar transport. Lineage: Eukaryota; Metazoa; Arthropoda; Thecostraca; Pollicipedomorpha; Pollicipedidae. Bases 240 to 872 code for a protein of 210 amino acids. The transcript is spliced from 7 exons. The record is from RefSeq and is a predicted model, not a curated record.